Messenger RNA from Pseudophryne corroboree (corroboree frog), 1730 nucleotides. It is a transcript of the gene MOB4, whose product is annotated as MOB family member 4, phocein. The record is from RefSeq and is a predicted model, not a curated record. NCBI's taxonomy places the organism in Eukaryota, Metazoa, Chordata, Amphibia, Anura, Myobatrachidae. The coding region runs from base 87 to 848 and encodes 253 amino acids. The transcript is spliced from 9 exons. Gene Ontology annotation, cellular component: cytoplasm.
CGGAGAGAUGUAAACGUCUCCCGCCUCCUCCGCUCGCAGAGAACACCUGCAUCCGGGUCUUUUCUAUAGUUCUGCACUCUGUCACUAUGGUCAUGGCGGAGGGAACGGCAGUUUUAAGGAGGAACAGGCCUGGCACGAAAGCUCAGGAUUUUUACAACUGGCCUGAUGAAUCUUUUGAAGAGAUGGACAGUACGCUGGCAGUUCAGCAGUAUAUUCAACAAAAUAUAAGAACAGAUUGUUCCAACAUUGACAAAAUACUAGAGCCCCCUGAAGGUCAAGAUGAAGGUGUGUGGAAGUAUGAACAUCUUCGGCAAUUUUGUCUUGAGCUUAACGGUCUUGCUGUCAAACUGCAGACUGAAUGUCACCCUGAUACUUGCACUCAGAUGACUGCAACUGAACAAUGGAUAUUUCUUUGUGCAGCUCAUAAAACACCAAAGGAGUGCCCUGCUAUAGAUUACACAAGACACACGCUUGACGGUGCCGCAUGUCUUUUGAAUAGCAAUAAAUAUUUUCCAAGCAGAAGCCAGGAUGUCAGAUUUUCCACCCUACCUGGCUGCUGUGGUUCUUUUUAUGAAAAGUCCCUUGGAGUGCAGCCUUCAUUGGGGGUUAGCAUAAAGGAGUCUUCUGUUGCUAAAUUAGGAUCGGUGUGCCGUAGAAUUUAUAGAAUAUUUUCACACGCUUAUUUCCAUCAUCGCCAAAUAUUUGAUGAGUAUGAGAAUGAAACCUACUUGUGUCAUCGGUUCACCAAAUUUGUGAUGAAGUAUAAUCUAAUGUCCAAGGAUAAUCUGAUUGUUCCUAUUUUGGAAGAAGAAAUGCAAAGAUUGGUUGCUGGAGAAAGUGAAGCAUGAUGUUACAACUGUUCUGAGAAAUGUAUGAGUAUCGAGGAAACUAUUAACACUUCUGUACUGUAUAUAUAAUUUUAAAUCAGGGGUACUCAACAUCUUGCCCUCUAGUUUUUGCUUUAGCAAGACUUUGCUGUGGAUUCUAUGCUGGGUUAAUUCAGUUGCAACUGGUGUGCAAUAAGUUGACUGCUCCUGUUUUAGACCCUUCAAUCAUGUAUUGUUAUAAACUGUAUCUCCUUUUUGUUCUUGGUUUUUGUUGUAGUUUUUGCAUUGCCAUUUUAAAUUAGGAACUUCUUAAUUUAUUCAUUGGCUGUAUAUUCAUGGAUGUGGUCCUCUGGUUUUUAGGAAAUUAGCAGUUUCAUGCAGAAAAUAAAAUGGCUUUGAACUUGUAAACUGUAACUUUGCGUUAUGCUACACAAUCUGUUGACUGUAGUUAUUACUACAAUAUAUGACUGCAUCAACUGCUUUGAUAUGUUCUUGUUUCAUCAUUGCAUUAAAAUAUCUUGAGAAUGCAGGGUAUGUCACUGUAAAUUAUUUUUCAAGAUCUAUUUUUGUGCUGUUAAAAAAAAAAAAAAACAUUUUUACUGUUUUAUAGCAAUGCCCAUAUACAAAAUUGUGAUUACUUUGCAUAUCAAGUUUUUUUUUAUGCAUAAUUGUACUUUGCUGUAAGGUCUGAAACUGAAAAAUAAUAGUAUUUACAAUGUGGUGUCGGUCUGUAUUAUCUCCUGUCACCGAUUAACUGUUUGUCCCAUUAUUGUCACAGUUUGAACAUUUUAUUUUUCAAUUGCUGUGCUUAAUAUCUUAAAAUUGCGCUUUUGCACUACCAAACACAUGCUUACUGGCUAAUUGUUUAAUAAACAUAAGGUCUUAUUGCUUUUAUUUUAUUUA